CUUCCACUCAACCAACCUCCCCGCAAAUGACCAUGGUAUCUCCUUCUUCCACCUGUUCAUCUACCAUUGUGCAUUCUUCACCUGUUUGAGCUCGACGCUCUUUUAUCGCUCUUUGCGACCCUACAUCGUCAACGUCAGACGUUCCGACAUCGUCGGUGAGGCAGCAAUACGGAGCUCAACAAGAGCUUCGUCCUGCUCGGCCUAGCACUCAACCGAUAUGCGACAAACGUCAUGGACCUUAUCGCUGGCGAGCGCACUCGCCCUCGCAUCGCCUUCUCAAGCCUAUAAGAGCUUCAGCAAUUACUCCCUUGCUGACACUCCCGAAUCGCUCUUCUCCAUCUACGGUGAUCGUCCGGACGGUUGCCCCCCGUGCUUCAACUGUAACCUCGAGGACUUUGCCUGCCAGCAGUUCGCCGACUGCAGCAAAGCCAAUGGAAAAUGCAUCUGUCCUCCUGGCUUUGGUGGAGAAGAUUGCUCGGAACCACUCUGCGGAGCUCUAUCAGACGGACGUGACCGUGCGCCAAGGGGUGGCGGUACCUGUGAAUGUAAAGAUGGCUGGACGGGCAUCAACUGCAACGUCUGCCAGACGAAUAAUGCCUGUAACGCUAUGAUGCCCGAAGGAGAGGGUGGUGUCUGCUACAAGGACGGGCAACUCGUCAAGGAAAACUUCCAAAUGUGCGAUAUCACGAACCGCAAGAUCCUCGACCAACUCAAGGAGAAGAAGCCUCAAGCAACGUUCUCGUGCAAUGCGAAGACAGAUGAAUGCAACUUCCAAUUUUGGGUUGAUCAAAAAGAGUCAUUUUACUGCGCCCUAGACACUUGCUCCUCCAGCUGGACUGCCCAGAGCGAUCGCAACAUAACCGAAUACAAAUGCCAGAACAUCGCAUGUAAAUGCGUGCCAGGGAGAAUGCUGUGCGGAGAGGAAGGCUCGAUCGAUAUCGGCGAUUUCCUAGAUCAAGAAAUUAAGGGUCCUGCCUCGUUCAGGUCCAUUGCAGCUGACAAUCGUAAAGAUAGUGGCAGCAUUUUCUCAGAGCCAGCCAUGAACGACUUGAUUUCCAGCGUUUUCGGAGACGAGAGUAUCUUCCUGAGCUGCGAUGCUGGUGAAUGUCUUUACGAGACCGAGGUUCCAGGCUACGAACGCCCUGUCAAGACCAUCAAUACUCCCCUCAUUGCCGCCGUCAUUGCUGGAUGCGCUCUUUUUGUUGUAGCUGUCAUCCUCGGAAUUUGGUAUCUUGCUCGCCGAGCGGAAAGAAAGCGAUGGGGAGCCAUCCACCUUUCUGAUGACGAGGAGGAUGAAAAUGCCAAGCUCCUGGCUGAUCACAAACCCGCUACCCUACAAUUCGAUAACGUCGCAUACCAUUUGAAUGGCAAGCAAAUCCUUUCAGGAAUCUCCGGUGCCGUUCAUCCUGGUGAACUAUUGGCAAUCAUGGGAGCGUCCGGCGCGGGAAAGACCACUUUCCUCGAUUUGUUGGCCAGGAAGAAUAAGAUUGGCAUGACAUCUGGCGACUUCUAUCUUAACGGAGAGAAGGUCCGCGACGAUGAAUUUCGAAGCGUUAUUGGCUUUGUCGACCAAGACGACACGAUGCUACCCACCCUUACCGUUCACGAAACCAUUCUUGAUUCCGCUCUGUUGCGUCUUCCAAAGGAGAUGAGCCGUGCUUCAAAGGAGCAGCGUGUAGAAGACGUUGAGAAACAACUUGGAAUCUAUCACAUUCGUCACCAGACUAUCGGAUCUGAAGAGAGUGGACGAGGCAUUUCGGGAGGAGAGAAACGCCGCGUGGGUAUCGCAUGCGAGCUUGUAACUUCCCCCAGCAUCCUUUUCCUCGAUGAACCAACCAGCGGCUUGGAUUCAUUUAAUGCUUUCAACGUUGUCGAAUGCCUUGUAAAUUUGGUCAAGAACUACAACAGGACGGUCAUUUUCACGAUCCAUCAGCCUCGCUCCAACAUUGUUGCACUAUUCGACCAACUCAUUCUCCUGGCCAAGGGACGAACUGUUUACUCCGGUCCAUUCGAGAGCUGCCAGCCAUACUUUGACAACAUUGGUUACCCUUGCCCCCCUGGAUUCAACAUCGCAGACUUCCUGGUUGAUCUCACCAUGCAUGCGAGCAGCGUACGCUCCCAGCCUAUUGAUGAGGAUAAUUCAAUCUUCAAUAGAGACGGAUUGCGAACAAGCGCAAGCAGUGCUAUUGCCGUCAAAUCCAUUCCUAGCAUUCGAAGCGACCGUGACACAAUUGGCAGCCCCAGCAACUCCAGCAUUAGACCCAAGGGCAAGCGGAGGACCUCAAUCAAGCAGCAGCAAGACCGCGAGCUCUUCACGCGGAAGAAGGGCGCUGCUUCUGCAGACGGUACGAUGAGCCCUAAAACAGAUGAUGAAGGUCCCUACGAUCGUCAAGAAAGCCGAACUGCUCAGUGGCUAAAACUUUCUCGUCAAACAGGUGCACCCCCUCCACAGGUCUUGGACGACCCCGAUGAACUCCCUCCUCCUGCGGAUGGCGGUACAGGUACCAACCUCGACACGCUCGUCUCUGCCUACGCUACAUCUGAUGUUGCUGGCGCGAUUCAUGAGGAUAUCGCCAGCGCAAUUGACCACGCAAACAAUGCUAAUGGGUCCUCUGGAGAUAGCCACCCCAAUGGGUUCAUUGCGGCCGGCAAGCUCAAGGGUUACAGAAAGGUUGGCCGGGUCGGUCAGUUCGUCAUUCUCUCGAAGCGCACCUGGCGAAACUUGUAUCGCAACCCGAUGCUCAUGCUUACUCAUUAUGCGAUCGCUAUUCUGCUCGCCGUCUUCCUUGGUUUCUUGUACUAUGGUCUUACGGAUGACAUCAAGGGUUUCCAGAAUCGUCUUGGACUCUUCCUGUUCGUUCUGGCACUAUUCGGUUUCAGCGCCUUGACAAUUCUCACCGUCUUCGCCCCAGAGCGUCUUCUCUUUACAAGAGAGCGAGCGAAGGGAUACUAUUCGCCAGUGUCAUACUUCGCAGCGAAGGUGAUUUUUGACAUUGUACCACUUCGCUUGAUCCCUCCCAUCAUUCUCGGCAUCAUUGUUUACCCAAUGACCGGACUCAUUCCUGCGUGGCCCCAGUUCUUGAAGUUCGUCCUCUUCCUGGUACUCUUCAACUUGGCGGCUGCUUCCAUCUUCUUGUUCAUCGGAAUUGUCUUCCGCAAUGGCGGUGUUGCUAACCUGGUCGGUCUACUGGUGAUGCUGUUCAGUCUGCUAUUCUCCGGCUUCUUCUUAAACAAGGAUAGCAUACCAACUGUGGCAAAGUGGCUCCAAUCGCUUUCCAUAUUCCACUAUGCCUUUGAAGGUCUCAUCGUCAACGAAGUCAAAUAUUUGAGUCUCAUCGAUCAUAAAUAUGGACUUGACAUUGAAGUACCUGGCUCGGCCAUUCUCAGCUCAUUCGGAUUCAACGUCCUUGCUCUAUGGAAAGAUUGCAUUGGUCUCGCCGUCUUUGGCGGAGUCUUUGUUGUGCUGGCAUACCUUGCUAUGCAUCUGCUCUUGGUCGAGAAGAGGUAAAGCAUGGUUGCCAAGGUGGGCUUCGAUCGCUUUGUAUGAACCCUUUUUUGUAUCGGACGUUCACGGUUGGACGUUUCGAACUGUUAUAUAGCGAUCUAGGCAUCUUCUCGAUUACAUAUUUCAGUGUGCUCACGUAUACCUGAUUCUAGAUGGUUGUUUCCUUUGGAUGUAUCAUAGGCGUAUAUUGUUCGCAUACAUGGGUGGGCGUUUCUCUCCAAUUAGAUAACCGCGAAUGGGAAUAACAAUUGUCGCGUCUUCGUGGGCUUAUGUGUUUCUGUGUGUAUCAAUUAACUUCUUGCUGCUAUCGCUC
Molecule: messenger RNA, 3818 nt
Organism: Aaosphaeria arxii CBS 175.79
Lineage: Eukaryota; Fungi; Ascomycota; Dothideomycetes; Pleosporales
Exons: 2
Coding region: 218-3508 (1096 amino acids)
Cellular component (GO): membrane
Molecular function (GO): ATP binding; ATP hydrolysis activity; ABC-type transporter activity
Source: RefSeq, a predicted model, not a curated record